AUGGAGGAGAAGCUAAAACUGUCGAAGGACAGCACUGCCCCCUUGGCGGACGCCACGAACUACCGGAGCAUCGUCGGUGGGCUGCGCUACCUCACGAACACACGGCCGGAAAUCGGGUUCGCCGUGGGGUACGUGAGCCGAUUCAUGGCGGAACCGCGGGAGGAUAACCUCGCCGCGGUCAAGCAUCUGCUCCGCUAUGUGGCAGGGACGUGCGGACACGGGCUUGUCUAUCCAAGGCAGAGCAGAAGAGCGCUGGAGCUGGUCGGCUUCAGCGACAGCGACAUGGCGGGCGACGUUGAUGGGCGGCGGAGCACGACGGGCGUGCUCUUCUUCCUUGGAGCGUGCCCGAUCUCCUGGCAGUCAUUAAAGCAGAAGGUCGUCGCGCUGAGUACUUGUGAAGCGGAGUACAUUGCAGCGGCGAUGGCGUGCUGCCAAGGAGUUUGGUUAGGGCAGCUGCUUGGGGAGCUUGCUGGAGAAGAAGCCCAAGCACCCGUCCUGAUAGUGGACAAUCUGUCCGCCAUCGCUUUGGCAAAGAAUCACGUCCACCAUGACCGGAGCAAGCACAUCGACACCAAGUUUCACUUCAUCCGUGACUGCGUCAAUGGUGGACUGAUCAAGCUCGAGUACGUCGAGACUGCUCGACAACUCGGGGACAUCCUCACCAAGCCUCUCGGUCGAGUUCGGCUCAUGGAGCUGAAGACCAAGAUAGGGGUCGAGGAGAUCAAGCAAGAGCAGUGCAAUUAG
Panicum virgatum (switchgrass) is the source of this 744-nucleotide messenger RNA. RefSeq names its product secreted RxLR effector protein 161-like. The coding region runs from base 1 to 744 and encodes 247 amino acids. The transcript has a single exon. The record is from RefSeq and is a predicted model, not a curated record. Lineage: Eukaryota; Viridiplantae; Streptophyta; Magnoliopsida; Poales; Poaceae.